Vicia villosa (hairy vetch) is the source of this 3457-nucleotide messenger RNA. RefSeq names its product monofunctional riboflavin biosynthesis protein RIBA 3, chloroplastic-like. Gene Ontology annotation, biological process: riboflavin biosynthetic process. Gene Ontology annotation, cellular component: cytosol. The transcript has 6 exons. Gene Ontology annotation, molecular function: 3,4-dihydroxy-2-butanone-4-phosphate synthase activity; GTP cyclohydrolase II activity. Lineage: Eukaryota; Viridiplantae; Streptophyta; Magnoliopsida; Fabales; Fabaceae. The coding region runs from base 149 to 1660 and encodes 503 amino acids. The record is from RefSeq and is a predicted model, not a curated record.
UCACUCACAUCCAUAACAAGAGGUGUACUAAUUUUUCCAUUUUAUUUAAAUAUUAUGCCUGACGUUAAAUAAUUAACACCACAAUUUUUUAGUUAAUACAUUUUUUUCCAUCAAAUUUCUAAGAAUACAAAUUUAUAGUCCUCUACCUAUGGACUCUGCUUCAUUCCCUCGUCCUUUGAUUUCCAACGUCAUCACCCACACCUUGCAUCGUUCAUGCGCUACUCCACAUAGCGCAAGAUUUGGUCUAUGGAAGAACAACGUGAGAAACUUGGCUUUUUAUGCUGUUGGAUUCUCUAAAGUUGGAAAUGAAGACAUGUUUGAUGAAAGUGAUUUGAAGAGAAACGAAAAUGGAGCAAUCUUAGAAACAUUUGCCGGUGAAAUAACACGAGAAACUAAUGAUUUCUUUGUGAGUGAAGCCGAAGGUGAUCCAGAUUGUCCUUCUAAAGGGUACUCCUCCAUCGAGCAUGCGCUUAACGCAUUACGCGAAGGAAAGUUUGUAGUAGUUGUUGAUGAUGAAAACAACCAUAUUGAAGGAAAUCUUAUAAAGGCUGCAUCUCUUAUUAGUACCAAGGAUGUGGCUUUUAUGAUUAAACAUGGAUCAGGAAUAAUUUCUGUUGGCAUGAAAGAAGAAGAUCUUCAAAGACUGAAUCUUCCUCUUAUGUCACCAGAGACUGAAGAAGAAGAUUCAUCUGCCCCUACUUUUACUAUCACAGUGGAUGCAAAAUAUGGAACUUCCACUGGUGUUUCGGCUGCUGAUAGAGCAAAAACGAUACGUGUUCUAUCGUCUCCGGAGUCUAAAUCCGAGGAUUUGAGAAAACCAGGUCAUGUUUUUCCUCUUAAGUAUAGAAAUGGCGGAGUUCUUAGAAGAGCUGGUCAUACUGAGGCUUCGGUCGACUUAGUUACAUUGGCUGGAUUGCCUCCAUUUUCUGUUCUCACUGCUGUUAUUGAUGUUGAAGAUGGAAAUAUGGCAUCUUUGCCUAAUUUGAAAAGCUUAGCAUUGGAAUAUAACUUGCCAAUUGUCUCAAUAACUGAUUUGAUAAGGUAUCGGAGAAAGCGAGAGAAACUAGUUGAAAGAACUUAUGUCUCUGAUGUUCCAACAAAAUGGGGUCUAUUUCAAGCAUAUUGUUAUAGUUCAAAGUUAGAUGGAACUGAGCAUGUGGCUGUUGUAAAGGGAAACAUAGGAGAUGGUCAAGAUGUUCUAGUACGAGUACAUUCAGAAUGUUUAACUGGAGACAUAUUUGGAUCAGCCAGGUGCGACUGUGGUAACCAACUAGAUUUGGCAAUGGAGUUAAUUGAAGAAGCUGAAAGAGGAGUACUAGUUUAUCUUAGAGGUCAUGAAGGAAGAGGCAUUGGGUUAGGCCACAAACUUCAAGCCUAUAAUUUGCAGGAUCAAGGUCGUGAUACGGUCCAAGCAAACAUAGAUUUGGGCUUAGCUGUUGAUGCUCGUGAGUAUGGAAUCGGUGCUCAGAUUUUGAGGGAUAUUGGAGUGCGAACUAUGAGGUUAAUGACCAACAAUCCGGCAAAGUUUAUUGGUCUUAAAGGAUACGGUUUGGCUGUGAUAGGGCGUGUUCCUGUGUUAACACCAAUCACAGAACAAAAUAAGCGGUACUUAGAAACAAAAAGGACCAAAAUGGGUCAUAUUUAUGGGUCUGAUAUAUAAGGAUCAUUACAGGAACUCAAUGAUUCAAUUGUAAAUACUCGAAAUUCACAUGUCUUUGGAACUGCGUUUGGAAGCCAUUUCUCGUGUCCAAAAGACAUUUUCACCCUGAAAACACAUAAGCUACCAUACUAAAAUUCUACAGAGUCGCAGUUUCGAACACAUGCACUGCCGCACAUAAAUACGAAAGAAUAAUAAGUUUUCAUACUGUUAAAAAUAUAUUCAAAAGAUGAAAUUUAUUUGUGGAAAUUGUAUUCAGUUUACUAAAUUUAUUGCUAGUCAAUGGAUAACAGUACAAUUGUCAUAGCUAAUGUUUAGGCUGAUUUUUAUGCACUUUGAUUCUCAGGUACAAGAAAUGUAUGUUCUAUAUAUACCUGUAAUCAAUCUUUAGUUUUGCUUAAAAGCAUAUCAAUCUGCCUUAGCCAUAUCUUUCUCUACCACAUCUGAAAUUCUCAUCACUUCUAAUGUAAACUCAGUUGUGGCCUUAAACACUCAUGUCUCCCUCAAAUAAAAGAGCUUUGUUUCACAUGUCAAAACUUCCACAUGAAUAUUUUUCUUAUGCUUUCAAAACAACAGCAUACUUGAUAAACAGGUUGCCAACCCCAACCCUUAACAUGAAAUCUCCUUUUCAGGCUCUACGUGAUAAAUGUCCAAUUCCAUUUCAUUUACAUUCAUUUGGUUGCUUAUGUUUUCCUUGGUUACGUUCUUAUGUUUCUUAUAAACUUUAACCAAGACCCAAACCAUACAUUUUUAUAGGAUAUGUUGAAUCGUGGUAUAGUUACUUAUGUUUAAUUCUGAUUUCUCAUAGAGUAUACACAACUAGACAUGUGAAGUUCUUUGAUCACAUUUUCCCUUAUGACACCCUCACGCGAUCCACACCACUGCCUCUACAAACUAUGCAGGACAUUCUUUAACCCCUCCCCACAACCAUCUCAGUUACACCUUCUACUUCCCAUCAACUAACUCAAGAUUAUUAUGCAAACUGAACAAGAGGUUCCCUAGUGUUCAAUUUCUGCACCAAGUAAUGAGCUUGUGCCCGUCAUCUCAAAUUCACACGUUCCUAUUCAUACUUGUUAGAUAUAAUUCAGAUUCAGUUUCAUUUGCAUUUAUUUGAUUUUGCAUUUGAGUUUCAUUUUAUUUGGGUGUUAGUAUAUAAACCGAAUGUGAGUUUAAUUUGUAACAGAAUUUACAGUUUCCUUUUUCGAGAUAGAAGUUAGUUACACCCUUUCUUCUUCCAUCUUUAUCUUCAAUCUUGUGCACCAACAAUUGGUAUCGGAGUUUGACUAGAUUCACAGGGAAACCCAAGUGUACGUGAGGCGUGUGUGAUUGUUUUCAUUUCUUGAAUUUGCAUUGAAUUUACUAUCGAAAUCGAACAGAAUCACAUUUCUUGAUUAUGCGGAUUGGGAAACACGAGCGUUGGUGAGAUCGAAUUUGCACAAGAACGAAGAUGAACGGUGGAAACGGUAGCUUGAACACAAACCUUACAGUAUUUGAUGGAAAGAACUGGAAUCAGUGAUGAUUCAGAUGUGCGUGUUGUUUGGCGCUCAAGAUGUUCUUGAUCUCGUUAAUGACAGUUACAUUGUGGUUGCAGCGGAUGCAACGGAAGAGCAAAGAAACGCGACAUGAAACAAGGAAGAAGGAUCAAAAGGCGUUGUUCUAUAUCCAUCAGUGUGUGGAUAGGAAUGUGUUUGAGAAGAUCGCUGAUUCAACGAUGGCGAAAGCUGCGUGGGACACACUAGUACGGUGAUACGAUGAUGACACAUCAGUGAAGAAAGUGAAGUAUCAGAGUCUGCGUAAGCA